Phyllostomus discolor (pale spear-nosed bat) is the source of this 1664-nucleotide messenger RNA. It is a transcript of the gene NMBR, whose product is annotated as neuromedin B receptor. The transcript has 3 exons. Gene Ontology annotation, biological process: bombesin receptor signaling pathway. The record is from RefSeq and is a predicted model, not a curated record. Gene Ontology annotation, cellular component: membrane. Bases 202 to 1374 code for a protein of 390 amino acids. Lineage: Eukaryota; Metazoa; Chordata; Mammalia; Chiroptera; Phyllostomidae. Gene Ontology annotation, molecular function: bombesin receptor activity.
AUUUUUUAAAUUCGGAGCCAGCAGGAGCCAACGCACCCCUGGUAGAAGUGCUAGACCGGGGAGUGGGGACAGACUUCUUGCUCACCGGCCUGUCCCCUCCGGGGCGCGCGCGGUGUGACGCGUUCACCGCGGGAGGGAAUUCCGCUUGUCAAGGUACCUGGGCGCAGGAAAACUCCAGCGGACUCUCCUGGAAAAGAGACCAUGCCCCCCAAGUCCCUUCGCAACCUCUCCCAGACGGCCGGCGAGAAUCAGAGCGGUUUCUUCCCCGGGCUCUCGGACAGGGAUUUCCUGCCCGCCCCCGAGGGGACCACCGCCGAGUUCGUGGUCCGCUGUGUGAUCCCGUCCCUCUAUCUGUUCAUCAUCACGGUGGGCUUGCUGGGCAACAUCAUGCUGGUGAGGAUCUUCGUCACCAACAGCGCCAUGAGGAGCGCCCCCAACAUCUUCAUCUCCAACCUGGCCGCCGGGGACGUGCUGCUGCUGCUCACCUGCGUCCCGGUGGACGCCUCGCGCUACUUCUUCGACGAGUGGAUGUUCGGGGAAGUGGGCUGCAAGCUGAUCCCUGUCAUCCAGCUCACCUCCGUCGGCGUGUCCGUGUUCACUCUCACUGCACUCAGCGCCGACAGGUACAGAGCGAUUGUAAACCCCAUGGACGUCCAGACGUCAGGGGCGCUGCUGUGGACCUGCACGAAGGCUGUGGGUAUCUGGGUGGUCUCCGUGCUGUUGGCUGUUCCCGAAGCCGUGUUCUCGGAAGUGGUGCAAAUUCGUAGCUUGGAUAAUGGCAGCUUUACAGCGUGCAUCCCCUACCCUCAGACCGAUGAAUUACAUCCAAAGAUUCACUCAGUGCUCAUCUUUUUCGUUUAUUUCCUCAUACCCCUUGCAAUCAUUAGCGUUUAUUAUUAUCAUAUUGCAAAGACGUUAAUUAAAAGUGCACACGAUCUCCCUGGAGAAUACAAUGAACAUACCAAAAAACAGAUGGAAACUCGGAAACGCCUGGCAAAAAUUGUGCUUGUCUUCGUGGGCUGCUUUGUCUUCUGUUGGUUUCCAAAUCACAUCCUCUACAUGUAUAGGUCUUUCAACUAUAACAAGAUUGACCCAUCUCUAGGCCACAUGAUUGUUACCUUAGUUGCUCGGAUUCUCAGCUUUUGCAAUUCUUGUGUCAAUCCAUUUGCUCUUUAUCUACUCAGUGAAAGCUUCAGGAGGCAUUUCAAUAGCCAGCUCUGUUGUAGAAGGAAGUCCUAUCCAGAGAGAUCAACCAGCUACUUAGUCAGCUCUUCUGCAGUGCGGAUGACAUCUCUGAAAAGCAAUGCUAAGAACGUGGUGACCAAUUCUGUUUUGCAAAAUGGGCACAUCGUGAAGCAGGAAAUGGCACUGUAAUGCUGGCCAUUCAACGGACUGCCUGGAAUUAACUUGCUCUUCUGUUUCUAGUGAGCAGAACAAAACUAAGCAACUUUCUCUUUCUCAAUACUUCUGAGCUAAUUCAUUAGACAAUGUCAUGAUUGACUUACAAAAGGCAAGACAAACAUAGCUAGCAUUUUUCUCUAAACAGAAUUUUAAAUUAUACAUAUAUAACAUUAAAAGUGAUUCAAAAGCCAAUCCUACAUGUAUAUAAAUCAACAUUCUUUCAGAACUUAAGCUGUUGCUAGAGUCAAUGCUAGUGUUACCUU